Neurospora tetraspora is the source of this 1644-nucleotide messenger RNA. RefSeq lists its product as uncharacterized. The record is from RefSeq and is a predicted model, not a curated record. The transcript has 5 exons. Bases 1 to 1644 code for a protein of 547 amino acids. NCBI's taxonomy places the organism in Eukaryota, Fungi, Ascomycota, Sordariomycetes, Sordariales, Sordariaceae.
AUGGCACUCUCGGUCGCAAGUAUGCUGCGGAUGCUGGCAGGAAUCCUGGAAUUCCUUCGCCUCACGCCUUCUCUCGGCCUCUACGAAGUCUUAACGGGAGCGCGGGCAUCUUGCCAUCACCAGGGCCGCUCGAGAGCCACCCCAGUACGAGCCAGGACCCCGUUGAGCAACACAGUUCCCAGAAGACCUUCGACCAGCGACAGCUUUGAUACCCACAGCAGCCUUAGAGACGAUCGGAGAUGUCUUCCAUCGUACCGAGAUACCGCUUCAGAGAUCAUCUCAAUGUAUGCCUCUGACAGUCAACGAUCUGCCCAUAGCCCAUUCUCGCCUAGAUACCACGAUGACCAGCGGUCGUUUUCCAUGACGAGCUGCAGUUCUCGAGCGCUACCCAACAAGUCAUCUACUGGGACCAUGCAGAGCCAAGCCAGCGGUCCGGCUCUACAGAGACCUCGCUCCCCCUUUCCCUACCCAACCAGGCUUAAGCGCCCGGGAGUUCGACCUUCCUCUCCCGCCGUGACAGAGAGUGGCGCUGUGGACUAUAGUAGAAUGGUCGAGAUCGACCGUGUUUCUCAGCGAACCAUACAUGGGUCGUAUAAGCCCAUGUACGCUCAUUAUGGUCGCAGGCCAGGACCCGCGAUGUCUCGACUCCAUCCAUACGGAUCCGUUUCGUCCCUCUCAAGCCACAAUUCUAGGCCCGGUCCUAGACCCUACGCUAGGACGAAUUCCAGUGGCUCCUCUGCUUGGGGCCCAGGACUCCGUAGGCAGCUUGAAAUGGAAUCAUCGGACCAGAGUACGAGAACCCCAAGUUUGACUUCGAUCGUCGAUAUGUACCGCUCGCCUUCAGGUACUUCAUCUGACUUAAGAUACGGGUCUCAUCGACCGCCCGAUGGAACAUUUUACUACGACUACUCGGAGGACUUUGAUACUUUCCCUGAUGGCAAUCCCGCAUGGACUGGACCUUUGGCUCCGGUUCCAACUCGAGCACCCAACAUGCACAGAGCGAGGAUACUAAGUGAUGGCAGUGUUGGUCCCUUCCAGGACAUGAACCGCUUUCCUCCACCGGAUGACGUCUACGAGAGUCCCCAAUAUUACUCUGUGGGAACAAAGACAAUGAAGAUCCACGAGUCGAACAUUACUCCUGACUCGAUCGAGGAAAAUGAAGGUGAAGAAGGUUCAUUCGAGUUCCCUGAUGAUGAACCACCUAGCGGUCACAUGGUAGGAAGGAAAGAUCCCAACGGAGCCACAAAUGUGUCGUCUUCGCAGGCUGCAGCAAUGUCCAGUACCGGAAAGAGAAAGAAUUGCCACGAUAGUGACGCUAGUAUGUCAGAAAAAACGGACGAUCUGGCAGUGGCAACAGCGGAGAGUCCAGACGAACAAUCGAAGUCUGAUGUGAGGCGGGUAACGGUGCAUGAAGGGAACGACGGCCCGGAAGAAGGCGAAGAUGACAACCAAAGGUCAAGCUUUGGCAACAAUACGAUCAACCUACCUCGAGCAGAAGAUCCCUUAUACUGCUUGCACCACCAGUCGGUCAGAGCCCUUUAUACUGCAGCCUUUACCAGUCUCGCCGGCCAAAAGGCUCCGACUGCAAAACAGUGUCCCAAAGCUCAUGAAAGCAUUGCCAGAUCUGCCGUCCAGUCCGGCUAG